Glarea lozoyensis ATCC 20868 is the source of this 315-nucleotide messenger RNA. RefSeq lists its product as uncharacterized. The transcript has a single exon. Bases 1 to 315 code for a protein of 104 amino acids. Lineage: Eukaryota; Fungi; Ascomycota; Leotiomycetes; Helotiales; Helotiaceae. The record is from RefSeq and is a predicted model, not a curated record.
AUGCACAAACUCUCCACCUUCAUUCUCAUCAUCCUCACUAUCACCAUCCUCAUCCUCACAACCACCACAACAGCCUACCCUAUCCCCAAUCCCCCUACAUCUCACCCCAACCCUCAAACCUUCAACCCUCACCCUCAUCCCCUCCCCAAUUCCCCCCUCCCCCUCAUCCUCACAAGAGCCAAACCCCUCCCACCACCAAACACCCCCCUCAAAACGCCCCCAACAGAAACAGCAGAGGGUAUAGCGAAUGCGGUCACGUAUGUGGAUUGGACUGGUGUGAUUAUCGCGGCUGCGAAGACGGUUUGGGGGGGUUGA